This is a messenger RNA of Protopolystoma xenopodis, 402 nucleotides long. NCBI's taxonomy places the organism in Eukaryota, Metazoa, Platyhelminthes, Monogenea, Polystomatidea, Polystomatidae. The record is from the annotation of a GenBank genome assembly.
AUGGGCAAUGAAAACUCUCUUCCCGAGCUGUGCUCUACUUUUGAUCUUGAAGAAAUUAAGCGCUUAGGAAAGAGGUUCAAGAAGCUGGAUUUGGACGGAUCUGGCUCUUUAAGCGUGGAUGAAUUCAUGAGCUUGCCUGAAUUACAACAAAACCCGCUAGUACAAAGAGUCAUUGAGAUAUUUGAUUCGGAUGGUAAUGGUGAAGUUGAUUUUAAGGAAUUUAUCGAUGGAAUGUCUCAGUUCAGCGUUAAAGGCGCUAAGGAUGCCAAGCUCCGAUUUGCCUUUAAAAUAUAUGACAUUGAUAAAGAUGGCUUCAUCAGUAAUGGUGAGCUCUUCCAGGUGAGUCUGAUAAAUGCCUCAUUUAUUGCUUAUAAAUUCUAUACUUUUACUCGUGACAAUUAA